Messenger RNA from Ruditapes philippinarum (Manila clam), 2926 nucleotides. RefSeq lists its product as uncharacterized. Lineage: Eukaryota; Metazoa; Mollusca; Bivalvia; Venerida; Veneridae. Bases 142 to 846 code for a protein of 234 amino acids. The record is from RefSeq and is a predicted model, not a curated record. The transcript is spliced from 4 exons.
UAGAUGUUGUAUAAUUAUAAAGAAUAGAAAAAUAUAUUUGCUCAUUUUAAUUUAACUUGUUUUAAACUGACUUUAUUAGUAUUUGUAAUUUAUCAACAUACGAAGCUGUUUUAUUGCAUUGUAUAAACCAAGAAGGGAAUCAUGUUUUGUUUAUUUAUAAUAAUUUCUGCGAUAUGUGCGAGUGUCAUAUUUACUGCACCAGUCAAACGAUCGAUUGACCUUAAUAACCCGUGCUUUGUUCUUGCUGAACAAACCCCGUCACCAUCAAAUGGAGUGCCUCUUUCAAAAAGUAUCAAAGAUCUUAUUGCAAGGACAUCGGGAUUGAAGAUUGAAGCUGAAAACAUACAGACAUAUCUGGUAAAUAAUGGUGCAAUAAGCAGUGCAAAAGAACAGAAACUUAAAGACUACAACGGUUGGAUAGACGAUGAUAAGUUUGAUGCCACUGCGGAACAGAAACUAGCCGCCGUAGAACAGAAAAUAUCCGCACUGAAGGCCCAUUUUCAUUUAAUAGCAGAACAUCUGUUAUAUAUAAAUCAAGCCCGUACAAACGGACAGAUAGCUGAAAUAUCAGGCGAAGCCGAAACAAGACAGAAGCUACAGGACUACGAAACAGAACUUGAAAGUGCAAUGUGCAGCUUGAAAAUAGCGAUAUUAUCCAGUGGAAGUGAUGUCACAAGCUCUGUAUCAGAAAGUGAUCUUGACUCUUUAUUCCUGUUGUUAAACUCCCCGCUUGAGAAUGAUACCCAAAGAACCUACAUUGCAGUUCAAGAUGGCGUGCAGCUGAUGGAAUUUUUAAACACAAUAUACAAAGAGAUCGAACUUUCUCUUGACGACACAGAAGCCUAAUAAGGUAUCAAAAUCAAACCCAUUGCAACCGUCAAAAGUGACUCGAUUUUGAAAGACCAAAACAAACAAAAAACACUGAUAUUUCUAUGGUCAAUGUUCAUACUCAUAAGACCAUAAAUCUAGUUUUUUAAUUUAAAUGCAAACUAAUUUUUAGGUAAGUCAUUGUAUGACCCACAAGAUGUUUUAAGAAUUCAUGAAUUCCGGACCUAUCUUUGACAAAAUUAAGAGAUAAAUUUGUAAACAUUUCUCAAUUGAUACUGGACGCAUUUGUUUCAUUCAUUUAGUCACAAAGGUGGUAAUUACAAGAGAAAUUUUAUAUUUUACACAUUAUUCUAUGUUAUUCGUGUUGUUGUUUUGAUGAUGUUGUUUGUUAUUUAUUAUGUUGUUAUUGUUUAAAGUCAGAUUUGUUUUAUAUAUAUUUUAAGAUCUGAAUCAAAACUACUGCCAACCUCUUGCUGUGAUUAUACAUUUAUGUUUGCAUCGUAUUGUUAUGCUUUAAUGUCACGUUUUUUAAUUCAUUGGGACGCCAUUAUUUUUAUUUAUAUCGAUAUUUAUGUCAUAUUUCACGUGAUUUAUUUAUAUAACAUAUAUCAGGCCAUUUGUUUCAAGUGAUGAUUCACUCUAAAUCUAUUAUUUAUUUUUUUUAACAUACAAUUUUGGCAUUUAUUAAACGACCGAGUCGUUGAUUGUUAACUCCAAGCUUUCUAUAUACCAUUUACAUUCACAAUUAUAUGUAAAAAAGCGCACUUCAGGGAUUUAUAUAUUUUUUUAAAUAUUUUGCCGUUAGAUAUAUUGCUAUGUUUGUUGUAUGCAAGGUGUCCAGUUUUUCUCAGGCAUUUUAUAUUGUUUUUGUUAAAUUAUAAUUAUUGUUAUAUUCAUUGUAAAUAGUAUCUGUUGAUAAGUAAUCCAUAAAUAUUUAGUUUUAUAUUACGUUGUGCAUUAUUAAGGUUUAAUUAAGCCUUAUAAAAUUUAAGUCGGAUUUUUAGGUCUUUGCACACUUUAGCUAUCUUUUGAAAUUAAUUUACUUUACCGUAUAUACUAGUAAGAUAAGUUUAUAUUUAACACAUAUUCGACCCAUCGUUUAACUGUUCUUCUGUCAUAAAAUAUGAAACUAGGACUAAGUCUAGUCUUAGUCAUGUUUAAAAUAUUGCGAAAUUUCACCUUGCGAAAAGUUUAAGAAGUAUAUUUCCUUUCAGUUUCAUAAAUUUCGAUUUUUAUUAAUACUUAUUGACAAUAUUGUGAUAUUGUAAUUGAUUUCAUCUUGUUAUGAUGAACAUUUAUUAACUCAUUGUAUUAUUACAUAACAUCAUUUUAAUCUUGUAAAUGACAAUUUGCUAUUUUUUUUAAAACAUUCCUUUUUGUAAUCAUUCUUUAGCAAAUGCAAGGAUCAAUAUUAGCGCAUUAAGGUCAUGAAGUGUGAAAAAUUUGAUUUACUUUCGACUUUUACACCUAAUGAAAUUCAGUAAGGUUAACUAAGAGAAGUUAGUAUAUUUUAUUAGAUUAAAAUGAAUGCUUUACUGGAUAAAAGGGAAAAAACGGCUUCAAAAUUUUUAUUUUUAUCAUUUAUAGUAUAUUCUUAAUUCAAAAAUUUGUCUUUAAAUCAUAAGAAUGUUUUUAUUUUUUUAUUGAUUUACUCAUUCAAUUCUUUAUUUAUAAGUAUAUAGAUUCGUCAACUGUUUAUAGAUUAUUUCAUUAUUUUUAAAUAUUCAUAGAUUCCUCAAUCAUUCAUAGUUUCACAAAACCUACCAUCAUUCAUAUAUAUUAUUUUCCAUUUUUGUCAAACAUCUCGGCAUUACUCAAAGAUUAAAAUUUCAUUUGGUUGUCACCUUUUUCAAUGUUUCUAUGAUUAUUGUCUGUAACAUAUAACAUGUAUAUCACUUUGCAUUUACGAAUGUUAUUAAAUAAAUGGCAUGUCCCCUCAUAUCCACAAAAUGCAAAAUUUAUUUAAAUGUACAUAUCAAAUUUAUAUAUAUAUUAUUAAUAUGUUAUGUUAUGUAUUGACCACGACAUAUGGUUGUUACACCGAUGAAAAAAGACCAUGAAAUUAAAUGUGUAAUAUUUGUUUGUUGAAUAAAUACGU